GUGAAAAUCUCCGUUUAGGAGGAGUUUGUGACUCCUGUAGCUCCUAGGACCUUUACCAAAACGUUUACACAACGUGAGAGUUGGGCUGAGCAGCAACUAUUACAGAGACCUGUGGAGACUUUUGGUCGCGCAAAGUUUGGUCUCCUGACCAAGUAGACACUCUCUGGGAAAUGAGCCAAACCAGCCGACAGUUGCCUUGUGGCAGAAUUUGUCCUGAGGGGGGGAUCAUUAAGCCAGGCGACGCUGUGAGCGCUCCCAGCAUGGCGCUAAAAACUGAAGAAAGUCGUUUCUAUUUGACCAAACACUCAACAGGAAACGGUGGCGGCAAUGAGGACGCAAACAUUUACGGAUCCGGGCACAUUAAUUCGCCAGCCUGUGACAUGGAAAAACACUGCUGUCAAACAGGUGCUGCUCCUCAGGAGGAGUUGUUAAACGCUGGAUGCCGUGUGGGUGACAGUCGCUCUGUUUCUGCCUGCGCCACAAUCUCAGAAACAGCCAGAGAGCUCUGCAAAGCUGUGUCAGUGUCGCUGGGACUGACCCUGGAGUCCAGCGAUUCCAGUGACAUGGACUCUGCUGGCCCCCUGUGUGUCGCACAUGACCAAAUGUCUGGAUUAUACGGAGUCGGAGCCGUGCCUCUGAGCUGUCCUGGAGCCCAGGCUGCUGUUACAAAGUACAGGUGCUCCGAGCGGGAUGACCGGCCCCUGCCUGGCCAGAAGCAACUGGUGGAAAUGUUCAAAAGUUCAGAGACUCGGACAUCUGUGGAUGAGCAAAACUUCACACUGUGCGAAAACGAUGACAUAACUUCAAAGGGGAUAAACCACCUGGACACAGUUUAUGCCCAAUCCGUGCCAGACAGCCUGGAGCACUUCGGCCUAGAGAGGCCGUGCAGAGUCUACAAACCCCCCGAGGAAGCCACAGACUUCGGGGAAACCAUGGAGCACAAUUUCUGCGGUUAUCAGCCCGAGCAAUACACUGUCAAAGUUAAAUCAGAGGACGUGAACUGCGACUCUGUCGAGGCGUUGUGGGGAAGAAAUUACACAUUUAAUGAGAAGUACAACUCUCAGUUUUGGGGAUCGAGGCAGCGCAUGAGUGCGCACAGCUCAAGAGCGAGCACCGCGCUCAUUUGCAGCCCGUACGAGAGGAGCGCCGUGCGUCAUGAACAGUGGUACCCAGCCGGGAUGCUGAGGACGCCCUGUCCCAACAACUACAUCAAGACUGAAGUCGGGGAAUGGCUGGAUGUCAGCUACAACGACACAAGGUAUGAGGCCAGCAGAGAGCAUAUGUUCCCGAUGGAGUUCUUCUUUCCACCACAGAGGACGUGCCUGAUCUGUUCGGACGAGGCAUCCGGCUGUCAUUACGGUGCACUUACCUGUGGCAGCUGCAAGGUUUUCUUCAAAAGAGCUGCAGAGGGCAAACAGAAGUACCUUUGUGCAAGCAAAAAUGACUGCACUAUUGAUAAGCUACGAAGAAAGAAUUGCCCAUCUUGUCGGCUGAGGAAGUGUUUUGAAGCUGGAAUGACUCUUGGAGCACGCAAACUAAAGAAGAUUGGUCAACAAAAAAACCCUGAGGAGGAUCAUCACGUUCAUGACCCUCCAGAAGCUAUGCAGAACAUCUCUCCUAAAUCAGGCCUAAACUUCAACUCCCAGCUGGUCUUCCUCAACAUCCUGGAGUCCAUUGAGCCCGAGGUGGUGAACGCAGGACAUGACCAAGGCCAGCCAGACUCAGCUGCCACGCUGCUCACCAGUCUCAAUGAGCUCGGAGAGAGACAACUGGUCAAAGUGGUCAAAUGGGCAAAAGGAUUGCCAGGUUUCAGGAAUCUCCAUGUGGACGACCAAAUGACUGUCAUUCAGCAUUCAUGGAUGGGGGUGAUGGUGUUUGCCUUGGGAUGGAGGUCCUACAAGAAUGUUGAUGGCAGGAUGCUUUACUUCGCCCCUGAUCUUGUGUUCAACGAACAUCGGAUGCACAUUUCCAGCAUGUAUGAGCACUGCAUACGGAUGAGGCAUCUUUCACAGGAGUUUGUGCUGCUGCAGAUCACCCAGGAGGAGUUCCUCUGCAUGAAGGCCUUGCUCCUCUUCAGCAUCAUUCCAGUUGAGGGUCUGAAGAGUCAGAAGUACUUCGAUGAAUUGCGUCUCUCCUACAUCAACGAACUUGAUCGCCUCAUUAGCUAUCGAAUUACGACCAAUUGUUCUCAGAGGUUCUACCAACUUACCCGACUCCUGGACUCUCUACAGAUGACAGUAAAGAAGCUCCAUCAGUUUACAUUUGACCUUUUUGUCCAGGCUCAGUCACUCCCCACAAAGGUCAGCUUUCCAGAGAUGAUUGGAGAAAUAAUCUCAGUACAUGUACCAAGGAUCUUGGCAGGUUUGGCUAAACCAAUUUUGUUUCACGAAUAGAUGGAUUUUUGUUUUAUCAAAAAGUGACUCAUCUUUGCUGCCUCCAUAAACUUUAUCGAAGGCUUUGUACUGUUUCCCCACAUCUAAUAGCUCAUAGCCCUUUUCCUAUAAUCAUUAUUUUAUUGCAUAUUUUUCCCUUUUAGCCAUAAUUGAGAUUAUUUGUUUUGAAUUGUUUUGAAUUAUCUGAAAUGCUGCAGUGCAUUACUGGUUGACAUCACUGCCGUUUCUAAGUGGAGAGUCUGUGUUUUAAGUCAGAGCAAAGAUGCUACUUUACAUGUCUGUAAAUCAGAUUACAGCAUCCUGAAAGUAGCAGGGUUAAAAACAUUAAGUUUCACAUUUGACCCUCAUUAUAAAUACACUUGACAAGGUACUUAUGUGUACUUCAAUAACAAGAGAUGACCAAAGUAGCAGAUAGGAAUUCAAUCACAACAAAUACUUGCUUUCCUAUUAACGCACCAAAACCUGUUUUUUAUAAUUGCACCUUCUGAGUUUCUACUUGAAAAACUGAAUGUGGUAAAUACAACUUGGGAGGCGUUCGAGUGCUGAAGUGCCUUGAUGUGUUAAUCUCUGAUUUGUUUUAAAAAGUCACACAAUUUCAUUUUAAUAUCAUUCUGGAGGUCAAAACCUCAAAGUGUGCUCAGAUGUUUUCAUGACAGCAUAAAUCAGCCCCCUGUGUUGUUGUUGACGAGGUAUAACAAGAAAGUACCAAAAUAUGAGAAGUCAGAAUCAAACAUUGAAGUCAUUGUGUGGCAUUAAAAUGUGUCACCUUACAUUGUAAAGAUGCCUGGAUCAUUGCUAUGACAAUCAGUGUAGUUGCACAUAUUUCAACUGGAAAAAAACAAAGUAUAUGUGGCAAAUUUUAGUAUGUGUGCUGUGAAUGAAAAAUAUUAGAUUUGCCCCAAAAACUGUUUACCUGUUGAGUGAAUGGGCAGCAGUGUUUUUGCUGCAGGUGGGUAAUUAAGGAUAAAGCCUGCUGUGUGAACAUGUGUUAUCUUAAUUAGAAACAAAAUGCAAAAAAACUAAAUAAUGAAAGUACAAAUCAAGCUGAGUAGUGGUUAUUGAUAUGGGAAUGCAACUAUGUAAUAAUUAAUUACACAUCAUUGUUGCAGGGUUGCAGAAAAUUCCCUCCCAGUUGUAUUUACUGCUUCUUUGGGUCGUCAGUUUGUACUCAACUCAAAUGUUGUGUCAGGUAAAAGCCACACAACCAAAACCUCAAAUUCUUUAUUUUAUGCAUGCAAGGAAUAUUUCACCUGAUCAUUACUAUAUGCUCUUAUGUACUUCUGAAAUUAAAUAUCAUACCUGAUCUUAUAAAGUACAGCAUUAUGAAGAAUUUCAGCAAAGUGACAGUUAUUAAAGAAGCAGCCUGAGUUACAGUACAUACUAGUUGUAACUCUUACACUAUUCUACACACUUGUUAUUAGAAUAAAAUAUUGCUUUAAAGAUAAAGUAUUUCAGUAUUUACACGUGGUCUUCACACAGUACAUUAUCCUUCUUUGACUGAGACAGCAUGACACAAUGCAGGCGUCCACACAAUACAUUGCAUGCUCAUUGUCACUGGUCUGCACUUCAAACUUUAUGUCACCAGGCUGGCAGCAAAUGUGUAAAGAGCUGUUUUCCUGUUGUUAUUCAUUUUAAAGCAUUAAAGCACUUAUAUGUAGUGUGAUAACUUGUUAAAACAGGUACAUGACAUACAUGAAUUUGGGGAAAAUGUAGAGGUUUGUUUAGAAGUAUUGAUACUUUACUUCUCCACUGCACUGCUUCACAAUCACCUUUUUUAAAGAAACUUAAUUAAACGUCACAAUCCAAUACAAAGGUAAUAUAAAUUUGUUUUUGGUAAAUGUUGCAUGAAAAUUCAGAUUGAUAAUGCAACUAAUCUCACCACAGAAAUAUUGUGUCCUUUUCUGCAUGUCUGUAGAUAUAAUGCCUUUAGAAAGUGUUGAACCCCCAUCAGAUUAUGUUUGCAUUUAAUGACUGACAUAAAGUAUUUGGCAAAUGACAAGUUUGAAGCAAAAGAUGAAUGGAUAAAAGCUAAAAUAGAGUCAUCAGCCACAGUGCACAGCUCUUCACCCGUCUACCACGGGACACGACAACACGUUGUGACAGCGUCGUGCUGUGACAGCGUCGUGCUGUGACAGCGUUGUGCUGUGAACAGCGAGCUCCAGCAGCGGGGUCCAAAAGACUUGUACGGACACAAGGGAGAAAGGAUGGCACUAAAUACAGACAAAUGCUCAUUCAGAGUGCCAGAGAUCUUAGAUUAGGGCAUGUUCCAACAGGACAACAAAUAGAAACUUAGAGCCAACUCAAAACUGGACGGGCUUCAAAUGUAGAAUGUGAAAGUCCUUGACUGCCAAACCUCGGAGAUAAACACAGAGGAAAAAUGUACGGAAUGCCUUGAAGAUAACUGAUCACAGACACUUGAGCAAAACAGUUCAAGACUAUUAAUUCAUCGAGUUGAAGACAAUUUUUGCAUCAAUUUCUGUACAUACAACUUGGUCCAUAUGACGCAGUACGUAAUUUAGACUAGACUAGAUUCAGAUGACCUAAUAACCUACAAUCGUAAAAGUUUUUCAUGAUCCAACAAAAACAAAACUUCUGAGGUUUAUUCUGCAUCAUCCUGCAAAAUAAAGUUUUACAACUCAGUAAAUUCAAUUCUUUUUUAAAAGUUUCUUUUAAAAGCUUGUUGAUGCAUGCAUCAUGUGUUUGUACAAUUGUAUUUGUACUUUGACUUUUAGCUUUACACAAAGCAAUGCAUGGACAUCCAUGUAUCUCUCCAAUUACCUGUUUAUUGAACACUCACUGAUGGUGUCAUCUUUGCUCAAUGUGUCUAUCAGACAGCAUGAUAACAUUUUGUUGUACAAGGUACAGUUAUAUGUUGACUGUGACAGUCAGUUUAAGUUUUUUUGUAACGGAUUCCUUCAUCUGCACAAAUGAAUGUCCUCAUAUCUUUAUCUUGACAGACUUUUCAAUAAAUGUAUCUCCUGUCAUGUGAAGGAGACUUAAACAACAGUUCAAUAUAAACAAGAACCCAAAUUACAUAUUUUACAUUUGCAAACAUUUUAAAAAGAGUUUUAGUAUCAGAAGUUUUGAUCAAAUGCAAAAAAAUCUGAAUUUCAGAAUUCCUUCUUCACAUAUCUUGAAUGCACUAUGCUGUAAGAUAACAAAUUACAUUUAGUUAAUGUUUAUUCUUCAAAUUGAUGAUUUUGUUUUGUUAAUGCUGUUGUAGCUUUAUUAUACAUUUAACAGGAGUGGAGUGGGAGUUUAGGGUGGGGGGGUAUGAAGGUAUCACUAGUGCCAGUGCAUCAUGCACCCCUAUGAGCCACCUACAUAUCAAUGCCCUGUACAUUUUUUAACGCUAAUGUUUCAUCCCACUAGCCUACAGUGUUUGUAUGAUGUCAAUGGACAAUAGCUGGUAUGUGCCCAAUGCACUGCAUAUUGACCUGGUUCUUUGUACAUGUUCCAGUAACUGUAUAUAUAUUGAUUAGUUCAGUGUCUGUUUCUGUGUUCGAAACACUUGACUUUUAAGGUAAUCUCUUGUAUGAUUUAUACUUUUUGUGAUCUGUGUGUUUUUCAAUAUGGAUGUUUUUUAAAGGUGUAAAGCUGCAUCAUCUUUUAAAGGCAAUUAAAAUAAUUCUGACUCUGAAG
Messenger RNA from Scomber scombrus (Atlantic mackerel), 6035 nucleotides. It is a transcript of the gene ar, whose product is annotated as androgen receptor. Gene Ontology annotation, biological process: regulation of DNA-templated transcription; male gonad development. The transcript has 8 exons. Gene Ontology annotation, molecular function: DNA-binding transcription factor activity; zinc ion binding; sequence-specific DNA binding. Lineage: Eukaryota; Metazoa; Chordata; Actinopteri; Scombriformes; Scombridae. Bases 171 to 2393 code for a protein of 740 amino acids. The record is from RefSeq and is a predicted model, not a curated record.